Messenger RNA from Sorghum bicolor (sorghum), 2523 nucleotides. RefSeq names its product phosphoinositide phospholipase C 2-like. NCBI's taxonomy places the organism in Eukaryota, Viridiplantae, Streptophyta, Magnoliopsida, Poales, Poaceae. The record is from RefSeq and is a predicted model, not a curated record. The transcript has 9 exons. Gene Ontology annotation, molecular function: phosphatidylinositol-4,5-bisphosphate phospholipase C activity. Bases 380 to 2218 code for a protein of 612 amino acids. Gene Ontology annotation, biological process: phosphatidylinositol-mediated signaling; lipid metabolic process.
UCCAGGCUCAUUCCAUCUCUCCAUCUCCUCUGUCUCCUCGCCUGCAUUCCCCCAUUAUUAUUAUUAUUCUUCUUCUUCUUCUUCUUCCUCCUCCCAGUUGAUUCUAUUAUUAUUCUUUUACUAGUAGUAGUUCUAGUAUUCUAUUCCACCAUUACUCCCUUCCCCCGAAUCUCCUCCUCCUCGUCAAGGUCAAGGCAACGCGGCCUCCACGCGGAGAGAAAUGCCCAGGGCCGGCGGGUAGGGUAGUAAAGCUUCUCCCUCGUCAGGCAGAUCAGAUUCCGUCAUUCCGAGCAACCCAGCGAGCUCAAGAAUCACCACCGUACUACCUCUACUACCAGUCUACCAGCAGAGGAGGAUUGGAACAGAGGAUCCAUCCUCCAUGGGUAGCUACAAGUACAAGUACUGCAUGUGCUUCACGCGCAAGUUCCGAUCCCCGGACGCCCAGCCGCCGCCCGACGUCCGCGCCGCCUACCUCUCCUUCGCCUCCGACGUCCACGCCCUCCGCCGCUUCCUCUCCCAGGCGCAGGCCGAGCACCCCGCCGACGUCGACCGCAUCCUCGCCCUGCUCACGGCUGCCUCGGUCGGACAUGGCAUCGCCCGCCUCGUCACCAGGUCGCCGGCGCCGGCCAUGCCCACGCUCGACGACUUCUUCGCCUUCCUCUUCUCGCCGGAACUCAACCCGCCCAUGGGCCCUCCUCACCAGGUUCACCAGGACAUGUCUGCCCCAUUCUCUCAUUAUUUCGUGUUCACCGGACAUAAUUCUUACCUGACUGGGAACCAGCUCAAUAGUGACUCCAGCGAUGUCCCAAUUAUAAAGGCAUUGCAGAGGGGUGUUAGAGUCAUUGAGCUCGAUAUGUGGCCAAAUUCUUCAAAGACCAAUGUCGAUAUUCUUCAUGGAGGGACGUUGACUGCACCGGUAGAAAUGGUCAGGUGUUUGAAGUCCAUUAAAGAAUAUGCCUUUUGUGCAUCACCAUAUCCGCUUGUCAUUACUCUUGAGGAUCACCUUACACCAGAUCUCCAAGCCAAAGUAGCUAAGAUGCUCACUGAAACAUUCGGAGAUCUACUUUUCAUACCUAGUUCAGACCCAAUGAAAGAGUUCCCCUCUCCAGCAGCUUUGAUGAAAAGAAUAAUCAUCUCUACUAAACCCCCACAAGAGUACAAGGAAUUCCUCAAAGUUAAGGAUAACCAAAAUGGCAGUGGAAAUAUAGCUGAUUUGCCAGACACAGGAAGCCUAAGAAGAAUAGAUUCAAAUGCUGAUAACCAAAAUGGCAGUGGAAAUCUAGCUGCAGACACAGGAAGCCUAAGAAGAAUAGAUUCAAAUGCUGAUGAAUCUGAUGGAAAGGAUGAACUGGAUGAACAAGAUGAGGAAGAUUCCGACGAGGAUGAUCCCAAAUUUCAGCAGGACACUGCCUGUGAGUAUAGGAAACUGAUCACCAUCCAAGCUGGCAAACCAAAAGGCCAUUUGCGGGAUGCGCUAAAGGUGGAUCCAGAAAAAGUCAGGCGGCUUUCUUUGAGCGAGACACAGUUAGCUAAAGCAACAACUUCUCAUGGUGCUGAAGUCAUAAGGUUCACCCAGAAUAAUAUACUUCGCGUGUAUCCAAAGGGCACGAGGGUUAAUUCUUCAAACUAUGAUCCAAUGAAUGCCUGGACUCAUGGUGCUCAGAUGGUUGCAUUCAACAUGCAGGGGCAUGAUAAAGCGCUCCGGCUGAUGCAAGGAUUUUUCAGAGCCAAUGGUGGCUGUGGGUAUGUUAAAAAACCUGACUUCUUGCUAACGACAGGUCCAAAGGGGGAAGUAUUCGACCCCAAAGGUAGUUUGCCAGUGAAGAAAACUCUCAAGGUGAAAGUAUAUAUGGGUGAUGGGUGGCGCAUGGAUUUCAGCAAGACUCAUUUCGAUGCGUUUUCGCCUCCAGAUUUCUAUACCAGGGUAGGGAUCGCCGGAGCAAAGGAAGACACUGUGAUGAAGAAGACAAAGGUGAUUGAAGACCAGUGGGUGCCGGUGUGGGAUGAGGAGUUCACAUUUCCUUUGAGGGUGCCAGAGCUGGCCCUCCUGAGGAUAGAGGUUCAGGAGUACGACAUGUCGGAGAAGCACGACUUUGGGGGGCAGACGUGCCUGCCGGUGUGGGAGCUGAAGAAGGGCAUCCGUGCUGUGCCCCUGCACGAUCGCAAGGGCAACAGGUACAAGUCCGUCAGGCUCCUCAUGCGCUUUGAUUUUGUCUAGGUAGAGGCAGCCCUGCAGAACAAACAUUCAGAUUUAGUCAGUCAGCCAUUCAGUCAGGCAGAAAUGUUCUCUUCUUCUCUUGCAUCUACUUGUGUGUUACAGGGAAAUCAAACUAGUAUGUAUGAGUUAGCAGUAGUGUGUGUGUAUGUUUGUAUAGACUAGAGUGCACCUAUUCCUGCCUGAAGCUCAUCUUCAAUUCUUGCGUACAUCAAUCAAUGUGUAUGUAUGUAUUGAUUUUGUCUGAAUAAAAGCUGUAUGAAAAGAAGGAGCAGAUCAACCGAGCAAGUGUGUUGGAUUUUGGUUUU